CAUUGUUAGGAUCCUCUCACUGCAUUCAGGUUUGGGGGUGGUACUUGGAUACAAGUCAGUGCAUGAAGCGGUUGGACUGAGGAAUCGUCUGCAGUGACGGAAUAUAGUGCAGUAGAGUGCAGUCAGCAGCAUAUCAGUGCUGUGUGUGUGUGUGUGUGUGUGUGAGAGAGAGAGUGCAUGUGUGCAUGACAGAAUUUUUUCAUCUGCUCCUCUGGAUUCAAGCCAUCAAUUAAACAUGGGGAAGAAAUCCCAAAAGGGAUGUGAUUUGAAGACUGUUUUGAAGAAAAACUGGCUGCUCAUUGCUACUAUCAUCGCUGUGGUUCUAGGUGUUUUGAUCGGAAUUCUUGUGCAUGAAUACGGCAAUCUGACAAAGCUCGAGAUAUACUACUUUGGGUUUCCUGGAGAGAUUUUGAUGAGAAUGCUGAAGCUGGUUAUUUUACCAUUAAUUGUAUCCAGUAUGAUAACAGGAGUCGCUGCUUUGGAUUCCGACGUCUCUGGGAAGGUCGGAUUACGAGCUGUGGUGUAUUAUUUUUGCACCACUGUUAUUGCUGUAAUCCUAGGAAUUAUAUUGGUGAUGGCCAUCAAACCUGGUAUCUCCCAAACUGCUGAGGAAAUUGGCAGGGUUGGAUCCACACCAGAUGUCACCACUGUGGAUGCCAUGCUCGAUCUGGUGAGGAAUGCAUUCCCAGAAAACUUGGUCCAGGCCACCUUCCAACAGUAUAAAACCAGACGCCAAGUCAAAGAAGUUAUUAAAGAAGUUAUUAAUGCCACCAGCCACCCUGUUGAGCCAACGGUUUCAGUUAUCAUGACAACGCUGACAAAUGAGUUUUUGCAGAAUAGGACAAAGGAGUAUGAAGUGAUUGGGGCCUACUCUGAUGGACUCAAUGUCUUGGGCCUCAUUGUCUUUUGCCUGGUGUUUGGCAUCGUCAUUGGGAAGAUGGGUGAAAAAGGCAAAAUCCUCAUUGACUUCUUUGAUGCUCUGAAUGAAGCCACAAUGAAAAUAGUACAGGUUAUUAUGUGCUACAUGCCAAUAGGCAUAUUAUUCCUUAUUGCUGAGAAACUCAUGGAGGUGGAUAAUUGGGAAAUUUUCCGUCAACUGGGACUCUAUGUGGCUACAGUGCUGAGCGGAUUAGCCAUUCAUGCGAUCGUUGUCCUCCCCGGAAUCUACUUUAUCAUCGUGAGGAAAAACCCUUUCAUCUUCAUCGGAGGAAUGGCCGAGGCAUUGCUGACAGCUCUUAUGAUUUCAUCCAGCUCGGCAACUUUGCCGGUGUCAUUCAAAUGUAUGGAGGAAAAAAACAAAGUGGACAAGAGGAUCACCAGAUUUGUGCUACCAGUGGGAGCUACAAUAAACAUGGAUGGGACAGCUCUCUAUGAAGCAGUUGCUGCCAUAUUUAUUGCUCAGCUUAAUGACUACCCUUUGAACGUGGGCCAGAUAAUCACUAUCAGCAUCACAGCGACAGCUGCUAGCAUAGGAGCAGCUGGAGUUCCUCAGGCCGGGAUGGUUACCAUGGUGAUUGUUCUCACUGCAGUGGGACUACCUGCCAAUGAUGUGACUCUGGUCAUCGCAAUGGACUGGGUCUUGGAUCGGUUCAGGACAAUGGUGAAUGUGCUUGGAGAUUCCAUCGGAGCUGGAAUUGUGGAAAAGCUUUCCAGGAACGAGCUGCUGCAAAUGGACCAGGCAAGCGGCAUAGACAUCAUCAAUCCAUUUGCCAUGGAAACAACAGCAUCAGAGAAGGAGGAAAUGAAGAAGAAGGAAGCGUAUGUCAAUGGCGCAUUUGACGUUGAUAAAUCAGACACGGUAGCAGUCACAGAAACGUCACAGUUUUAAAUGUGUGGUAAUAAAGGAGGUGAUCAUUUAUGGUUAUCCUACAGACUAGAGUGAAUCUGAUAAAGCUGAACAGCUGAACCAGCCCAUAAAUUCAUUGCUGUCAAUAAUGAAUAGCUUAACAAUUUGUUUUGAAGUACAACAUGUAAUUUGCCAAUGAUCUAAUGAACUGGCGGAAUGGGCUCCUCCUGUUCCUAUGUUCUGAUAGACUGACCAUUGAACUGCUUGGUAAACAACUGGAAAUUGUUUCUUGAUAAGUUGGCAGUGGCUGCACAACUGUUUAUUCUGCAGCAUGCACGUCACUGCACGUCAAUGAGACCAAAUACCAAGGUCAUGCAUGACAGCCAGUCCUGGUACACAAUCAGAUCUCAAAACUGUACAAAGUCCCUCAUAUCAUUUAAACCAUGCAGUAACUCAACUUGUGCACUAUAAAUUCACUGCAGUCCAUAAACGUGUCUCUUGAUUAAAAUGAUACUUAGAAACUGCGAGUGUUAAGUUUAUGAUUCCAUUUAAAGCCUCAACCAGACUGUUUUGUGAUCACUCCCAGGUAUCUGUUAUUCCAUAUCUAAUGCCUCAAACAGUGCAACAGCUUGCCACUCUUUAGCAGAAAAUUUAUAUAGUAUUAAAUGUACUGCAUACAGUGAAACCUGUCUUAAAACCUAUCUAUAUAGAGAUCUAAUUACUGUCUGUAAUGACUAGUUAUGAGUCUCAAUGAUGUAUUAUGGUAUUCUAGGAUUUUUGUACUGUCUCAAGACCUUCCUCUUUGACCGUGCCUUCGGUCAUCCUCCCACCCAACACCAUCCUUACCCUCCAUCCCUCGUGAUUCAAACCCUCAGCUCAGGUGCAAACCCUUGAUUGUCCAUGGCCUUG
This is a messenger RNA of Callorhinchus milii (elephant shark), 2695 nucleotides long. RefSeq names its product solute carrier family 1 member 1 (gene slc1a1). The transcript has 12 exons. NCBI's taxonomy places the organism in Eukaryota, Metazoa, Chordata, Chondrichthyes, Chimaeriformes, Callorhinchidae. Gene Ontology annotation, molecular function: L-cysteine transmembrane transporter activity; L-glutamate transmembrane transporter activity; glutamate:sodium symporter activity. Gene Ontology annotation, biological process: L-glutamate transmembrane transport. The coding region runs from base 236 to 1828 and encodes 530 amino acids. The record is from RefSeq and is a predicted model, not a curated record. Gene Ontology annotation, cellular component: plasma membrane.